AUGAUCUUUUUCUGUCGGUGGAAUGUCCUGGAUGCACUACUACUAGUUCUGGUGCAAGGCUGGGUGCAGUCCAUGAGUCAGGAGUAUGAUUACUACAGCUGGCCUUCAGAUAACUUUCAGCAUGGACACUUCUAUACCAAGCAAUCACAGUGUGUGGACAUCCCAGCAGAUCUGCAGCUCUGCCACAAUGUGGGUUACAAACGAAUGCGCUUACCUAAUCUGCUGGAACAUGAAUCUAUGCCUGAGGUCAAGCAACAAGCCAGCAGCUGGGUACCUCUCCUGGCCAAGAGAUGCCACUCAGACACACAGGUUUUCCUCUGCUCUCUGUUUACGCCCGUCUGCCUGGAUCAGCCCAUCUAUCCAUGCCGUUCCUUAUGUGAAGUUGUGCGUGAUUCAUGUGCGCCUGUCAUGGAAUCCUAUGGCUUCCCCUGGCCUGAUAUGCUCAACUGCAACAAAUUUCCUUUUGACAACGACCUCUGCAUCACAGUGCAGUUUGGAAACAACCAAGUUACACAGCCACCAGUGUCGAAGAUUUGCACCCAGUGCGAGAUGGAACACAAAGCAGAUGGCAUCAUGGAGCAGAUGUGUUCCAGUGACUUUGUGGUGAAGAUGCGCAUCAAGGAGAUCAAAAAGGAAAAUGGGGAGAGGCGAUUAGUGGCCACUCAAAAGAAAAAAAAACUGCUCAAAGUGGGGCCACUGAAACGCAAGGACACCAAAAAGCUGGUACUGUAUAUGAAGAAUGCAGGCACCUGUCCAUGCCCUCAGCUUGAUGACCUCAGUGGCAGCUUUCUGGUUAUGGGCCGAAAAGUGGGUGGCAGAUUGCUAGUCUUGGCCAUUUACCGCUGGGAGAAGAAGAACAAGGAAAUGAAAUUUGCAGUUAAGUUCAUGUUCUCUUAUCCAUGUUCCUUGCACUAUCCAUUCUUUUAUGGAUCAGACCCCCACUGAAAGCCCCACACACAAAUAUCCUUUUUCUGUGGGCGGGCUGACAUCAAGAUACAAGCUGUUAGAGCCCAUUUUUCUGAGGAUUCUGUUUUCCAUAGGAUAAUUGGGUUUGAUUUUAAAAAUAUUCUGAAGAAUCCUGCACGUUGUUGAUACUCAUAUGACUUCAGAGAUCUUACAGAAAUUCUUCCUUAGCCUUGAAAUACCAUCAGCUGCCAAAUAAGAAAAGUCUAUGUGGCUUUGAAUAAUAACAUCAUCACAUCUCAGUGUAUCUUCUUUUAAUCUGAAUUGCUCAGUGUUUUAAUGGAAACAUAUAAUUAAAUGAACAUUUGAAAUAAAUUCCUCCAUUUUCAUUUCAUUCUAAUAAAAAGUCUUAAAUACAUAAAGAGCAGGAAAUCCAUGUUUAAUGAACCAUUCAUUUAUACAUUCUUUUAAACCUCUCUAAAGCGAUUUAUUACAUUAUUUUUUUAACAAUAGUCCAGGAAUCAGAUUCCAAGUAUGGCAGAUCACCACAUGUACUUGAAGAAAUAUAUAUUGCUCAAACUAGGAUUCUACUAACCUGACCAGAUUUUGGGCUUUCUUAUCUUCAAUUCAAACAAAUAGAAUUUCAAGCAAAGAUUGAGCAAUUUUUUGAGAUGGUGCUAAAAGGCAGUCAAUAGUUUUGAGCAAGGGAUUCUUUACCCAUAAUUUCACUUACAUACAUCCCUGCCAUUAGCAUCUCUACCCUGAAUCAUGUGGGCAUAUUUUAAGGCCAAGUUACUGGAUAUGUUUUGAAACUAUUUCUAAUAUUGUUCUGGAGGCUGGCAAUGUGAGUAUCAGUAUUGCUGUGUUUGCCUUCAAGGAAGGAUGCCAAACCAACCAGGCCUUCCAGGUGGCUAUCCACCAUACAGGAUGCCAGACCACCAAGAGAAUAGAUGCCAGCCAGAUGGCAAACAGGGUGAAGUUGCUUUCCUUGUCUCCUACAGCUGGGCACACAAAUGCAUGUAUAGCAUUUGCAUGGCUGGGAGAUAGGAGAACUGCCUAAAACAAAGAAAAUGGAAAGGAAUAAUCCUUCUCGCACAAAGAUACAUUUUUCAGAGGGACUUAUUCCGAGCCAAAACUUUCAGAGAAAAAAAGUGGAUGAGAAGAAAUAUCUUUUCCAAAUGGGAUAAAAGCUUUUUUAGACACUCUUAACAGUGUAUCUCAACCUGGCAAGUCUAAGAUAUGUGGAGUUUGCAAAAUUCACAUAUUUAAUUUUUUUAUUUUUAAUCCCACCUUUAUUAUUUUGUAAAUAACUCAAGGUGGCAAAUAUAUGUAAUACUCCUUUGUCCUAUUUUCCCACAAUAAUCAUAUGAGGCAGGUUGAGCCAGAGUGAUUGGCCAAAGUCACAUACCUAAGGUAGGACUAGAAUUCUCACUCUCCUGGUUUCUAGCAUUGUGCCUUAACUACUAGAGCAAACAGUCUUACGUGACACACACACACUGUGGAUAUCGAGAUUGCUUCUGCCAUCAUUGUUGCCCCAACUCUUUUAAAUAUUUGUCUACAACAGGUAAGUUUUCAUAGAUGAAAAAAUGGACAUUUCUGAAGUUUUAGGACAAAAAUGGGUGGCAGGGGGAAGUUGGGAGAAAAAAACCUGAUAGGUAGGUGAUUUGCACCAGAUAGAAUCUGAAAAAGGAACACUUUGAAAGUUGUGUCUUAAGAAUCAGUUAUGUAGGGAAAAAGCAUUAUAUCGCACAGGCCCUAAAUAUUUUCUCAUAGACUCUCUGAGUUUAUAUUUUAAUUUGCUAUCCAUCUAUGUCUUUUAUUUUACCCCUAAAAGGUAUCCUUCUUUGGGUUAUAUGAUGACAUUACAAGCAACAGAAUAAAUAGUACUGGUGGCUUAGUUUCAAUUCUCUAUCCUCCACUGUAUUCCAGACCUUAUGUUGUGCCAAAAUAUGUGGGAUUGCCACCAAAGAUACAAUAUUUUGGAGUAAUGAGAACUUUUAGUUCCUAAAUCUCCAGGUUUAAUUACUUCUAGUGUAAUCUAUACUUUUCCUUGCAAGAAGAUUGCCUAUUUGCUAAUUAAAUAAAAUGAAAAUUGAUUGUUAAAAACUGACAAAAUACAUUUCUCCAAUUAAGCUUCACAACUAUUGCAUUGAGUGCCCCCUACAGACAUAGAUCAAGUCUUUUCCUCAUAAAAUCAUCUCAAACACAAACACAAAUACAGUUUUGAAAGUUGGAAGGAUAGAUGCGUUGCUGACACAAGGAAAAUGACCAGUUCUGGGAUUCCACUUAUUCAACUUUCCCUAUCAAUUGCUAAAACAUCCUCUUAAAUUACUUUCAUGACAGAACUUUUGUCUAUUCUUAUAAACAAAACCUCUUCAUUCUGCUCUCAGACUAAUGCAACUCAAACUCAUUUGAAAGGUUAGGGUUCUCACUCCAAAGAUAAGUUAUAGAAAAAACAUCCUACAUGGGGGUUUUUUUCCACACAAACACCACCAACAUUAUCCUGAAGAACAACUUUAAAGCUGACCACCAGGAAACAGAACUUACAGUCAAGUGAAAUCUGAGCAUACCCAUAAAUUGUAUGUUUUGAUUUAUAGUUCCUUUACAUCAUUUUAUAUCUAUUAAAUCUGCCAAUGCGAGACCCACCUUUGCUUAAAUACUUCCGGGGGGGGGGGGGGGGGAAUCAUUUGCAGUUACUCUAUUUUCUUCUCAACUCUACCAAUAAUGAAUAUUUUUUUAAUUCAAGCGAGAAUAG
Molecule: messenger RNA, 3658 nt
Organism: Thamnophis elegans (Western terrestrial garter snake)
Lineage: Eukaryota; Metazoa; Chordata; Lepidosauria; Squamata; Natricidae
Gene: SFRP5
Product: secreted frizzled related protein 5
Exons: 3
Coding region: 1-945 (314 amino acids)
Biological process (GO): non-canonical Wnt signaling pathway; negative regulation of canonical Wnt signaling pathway; canonical Wnt signaling pathway
Molecular function (GO): Wnt-protein binding
Source: RefSeq, a predicted model, not a curated record